Penicillium hordei is the source of this 1950-nucleotide messenger RNA. Its product is annotated as tubulin alpha chain. Gene Ontology annotation, molecular function: GTP binding; structural constituent of cytoskeleton. Gene Ontology annotation, cellular component: spindle; cytoplasm; nucleus. The transcript is spliced from 7 exons. The coding region runs from base 327 to 1679 and encodes 450 amino acids. Gene Ontology annotation, biological process: nuclear division; mitotic cell cycle; nuclear migration by microtubule mediated pushing forces. Lineage: Eukaryota; Fungi; Ascomycota; Eurotiomycetes; Eurotiales; Aspergillaceae. The record is from RefSeq and is a predicted model, not a curated record.
CCUUUUUUUAAUACUGAUAUAUUACAAGGUACUAAUGUUAUCCAUCACGUGAAAUCACGAGACUAGUACGAGGCGGUCAGUAACCGCCGCUCCUCACCGGGAAGGAGCCAAUCAAAAGGCCCAACGCGACCCAACGAACGGAUCAACAACGAAGUUCCCCCUUGUACAGCACAGACGGCUCCUCCUCCACAACAUUUCUGGUCGACUUUGUUUUCUCUUCCAUCUUCUCGUCCAUUCCUCCAUUCUUCAGACCACCGCGUUUGUUGUUUUGGGUUUCGUUUUCCCCUCCUGAUUUUUUAGCCUGAAAAAACAUUGACUCGAUCACAAUGAGAGAGAUUAUCAGUUUGAACGUCGGCCAGGCCGGUUGCCAGAUCGCCAACUCCUGCUGGGAGCUGUACUGUCUGGAGCACGGUAUCCAGCCCGAUGGAUUCCUCACUGAGGAGCGCAAGAAGGCCGACCCUGACCACGGAUUCAGCACUUUCUUCUCUGAGACUGGCCAGGGCAAGUACGUUCCCCGUACCAUCUACGCCGAUCUCGAGCCCAAUGUCGUCGAUGAGGUCCGUACCGGUACCUACCGUUCGCUCUUCCACCCCGAACAGAUGAUCACCGGUAAGGAGGAUGCUUCCAACAACUACGCCCGUGGUCACUACACCGUGGGUAAGGAGAUGAUCGAUGAGGUCCUCGACCGUGUUCGUCGUGUUGCCGAUGCUUGUGCGGGUCUCCAAGGUUUCUUGGUCUUCCACUCCUUCGGUGGUGGUACCGGUUCCGGUUUCGGUGCUCUCCUGAUGGAGCGUCUGUCCGUCGACUACGGCAAGAAGUCCAAGCUGGAGUUCUGUGUCUACCCCGCCCCUCAGAACGCUACCGCCGUUGUUGAGCCCUACAACUCUAUCCUCACUACUCACACCACCCUGGAACACUCCGACUGCUCCUUCAUGGUCGACAACGAGGCUAUCUACGACAUCUGCCGCCGCAACCUCGGCAUUGAGCGCCCUAGCUACGAGAACCUGAACCGCCUGAUCGCUCAGGUUGUUUCUUCUAUCACUGCUUCCCUGCGUUUCGACGGUUCCCUCAACGUCGACCUGAACGAGUUCCAGACUAACUUGGUGCCUUACCCCCGUAUCCACUUCCCUCUGGUCGCCUACUCCCCUAUCAUCUCCGCCGACAAGGCCGCCCACGAGGCUCACUCUGUCACUGAGAUCACCUCCAACUGCUUCGAGCCCCACAACCAGAUGGUCAAGUGUGACCCCCGCAACGGAAAGUACAUGGCCACCUGUCUGCUCUACCGUGGUGAUGUCGUCCCCAAGGAGGCCCACGGUGCCGUGGCCACCCUCAAGACCAAGCGCACCAUCCAGUUCGUCGACUGGUGCCCUACUGGCUUCAAGCUCGGUAUCUGCUACCAGCCUCCCCAGCAGGUCCCCAACGGCGACCUUGCCAACCUCAGCCGUGCUGUCUGCAUGCUGUCCAACACUACCGCCAUCGCCGAGGCCUGGUCCGCUCUCGACCACAAGUUCGAUCUCAUGUACUCCAAGCGUGCCUUCGUUCACUGGUACGUUGGUGAGGGUAUGGAGGAGGGUGAGUUCUCUGAGGCUCGUGAGGAUCUCGCUGCUCUGGAGCGUGAUUACGAGGAGGUUGCCUCCGACUCUAUCGAGGGUGAUGAGGACCUGGAGCCCGAGUACUAGAUUAGCCAUGUUAUGUGACUGGUCUUCGGGACUCUUGGUUGUUUCACUUCUACGGGUUGGCUUGGGGACCAACAUGAGUCUAGAGGUUCGGUCUGCAUGCGUCUAUCGGGCUUCUUGCAAAUAGAAGGGAACAUAAGUUUUGCUGCCAAUGAUUUUCUGGCUUUGUUGUUCGAUAUAUCUUUAAUAUCCCUUAAGCAGCGAUGAAAUUUCCCCUCGUUCCAUCCACCUUUGGGGUUUCUACAUACGUAUGUCAUUGUUAUUACUCUCUGAA